Messenger RNA from Aspergillus ochraceoroseus IBT 24754, 2970 nucleotides. RefSeq names its product PX domain protein. The coding region runs from base 1 to 2970 and encodes 989 amino acids. The record is from RefSeq and is a predicted model, not a curated record. Gene Ontology annotation, molecular function: phosphatidylinositol binding. The transcript is spliced from 2 exons. Gene Ontology annotation, cellular component: intracellular membrane-bounded organelle. Lineage: Eukaryota; Fungi; Ascomycota; Eurotiomycetes; Eurotiales; Aspergillaceae.
AUGAGCCUCGAUAAGGAUGAUAAUAAAGUCGCAGACCACACGCCAAGUGCUGUGCAAACGAAAAAGCUUAUGGACAUUACAUUGGAGUUUCUUUCAACAUGCAGCAACGAAAAGUUGAUUUUGGUCAUCAUUUGUUUAAUGGGAGCUGUAUAUCUUCUUUUGGGGAGGCUUGGGCUACUUUUGAUUGGGGUAAUCCUGGGGGUCUUUCUCCAGGCAUCAUGGGAGGGUCACAACAACGAUAAUUCGUCCGAGUCGCAGAGAUCCAGCAGGAAGCAGCUCUCCUUGAACGUGGCUCAUAGACUGCUCAACUGGCAUAGCAACGAGUCAAAUAUCUCCGAAACUAAAGAGAAUAAUACUGGGGGAGGGAUAAUUGGCAGCGAGUUGAGUGUAGAGCUGGAUACCUCUACCUUUGGUCCCGCAACAACUGCUGCUCUAACAUCAUUAAUUGAUGCGGCUUUGAAAGAUUAUGUGAAUUACUGGUAUGAGCCGAUUCUUCCGUCGGAAUCAACAUUUCCCUUAUCCUGUCAGGCGACAUUAACCAGCUUUAUCACGUCCAUUUCAUCUCACUUAUCGCGUAAACGAACGGCGGAUACGUUUCUAGAAUUCCUCACUAAUUCAUCGUCCAUGGUUAUUGUAUUCCUAAACGAGUUAUCGGCCGCUUUCGAGGUUGCUGGCCCUCCUGUCUCAUCAGAGAGCGCCAUCUUGCGCUACUUGGAAUCGCACCCUGAGAGCAGUUUAGCGAAUAUCUUAGAAAAUCAGCAACAGCGCAAGAAACUUAUCAUGAUAUCAGAUGAUAUUCUUUCGCGCUUCCUUGACCCCAAGGUGUACAACUGUAUCCCACUGAGGAAUUUCCUUCGAGAGAUAUUGGCAGGCGUUGUCUUCGAAUCAACAAUUACUAGUCUGUCACGGCCUGAGUUUAUGAACAGCUGGAUUAUUUAUUUGUUUAGCGAAGGCGAAUCCGAAAUCAUGAGUGCUAUUGAUGCUGGAGUUGAAGGUGCCCAAAGUCAUGGCAUCACAGCAACUAAUCCAGAUGUUAACCCACCCACCUCAGCAUCUACAGGGAAUAAUAUAGCCGAGUCCACUCUACCGUCAAAAAUUUCGAGACAGGAGUCUAGUAAAUCGGACAAGGCAACAGAGGCCGCAAUGGUGGAAGCGAAACGUUUGAGCGACAUGAUUGCGGCCCAGGACCUACAAAGGUACUCUGAGCAACAAAGCAAUGCAACUCCCAAAAUAUACGAUGAAGACCGAACGACAUCGACUCCCAGCUCUGGUAUCACAGCUGAUGGGAAGGAAGCCUUACCCGAUCAUAACGCGGCGCGACAAACUAGCUCUUCUGAAGAGGCCGCGGAUAGCCAUGCGGCCAAUCCCAACGAGUCAAUCAAUUCACACCGGCCAAAUGAAUCGAUUUCGUCCUCAUCGAUUCAACCUCCAAUCUCCCCUUCAACAAAUCAUCCUUCAUCAGAAAAUGCAUCCACAUUACCCUCGUUCACACUUCACCGGGCUUCAAUAACCGUAGAUGAUGGCUCAGAUCUCGGGGAUAAAGCGCCCCUACGAUCAAAACCGACAUCGAGUUACUUACUUCAAGUUGAACCGUCGUCUGGGCGCAGCAGCGGGUGGAUGGUGUUCAAGAAGUAUACGGACUUUGAAUCCAUCCAUGACACAUUAGGAACAAUAUCAAGAUUAAACGAAAUCCGAAGCUUCUUAGACACCCACCCAGUCAUGCCUCCCUGGAAGGGUCAAACCAGACAAGCUUUGGCGCAGAAUCUGGAACGAUACCUUCAGGAUGCCCUUCAACAUGAACCGCUUGCUGAGAGCGUAACGAUGAGACGAUUCCUCGAGAAAGACGGACGGCUUGGCCCUGAUCCCUCAGAUUCAUCAACAAAGCCUGGGUUCUUCUUCCCAAGUCAAGCUGCGUUUGAGAAUGUCGGAAAGGGGGUUUUGGGUGUGUUUGCCAACGCGCCGAAGGGGGUCUCCGGGGGCGGAAAGGCUGUCAUUGAGGGAGUUACGGGGGUAUUUAGUGGUGGACUCAAUAAGAAAACGACGCCCAGCCCGGGAAUCACACAGAAGAAUAAUAAAGAUGGCUUUGCAUUAUCCCAAAAGAACGAUCUUCCACUCAAGGCUGAGAGCCCAAAAGGAAACAGAUCUUCACUAGAGCAGAACAGGGACACAGGGGACACUGUCCUGUCAUCUCAACCCAUGGAGUUAAACGGCACUCCUGGGCUUGAGACGCCAAGCUGUAUCACACCUUUAACCAACCCAUCCGAUACAUCAAUACGAGCGACACUUGGUAACGAACAGGCUAAUGUUGAGAAGGAUGGUCAUCGAACCUCGACUGAUUCCAUCUCAUUACACGAAAGCAAUGGCAUAUCUAGUUCAGAAAGUUUGUCCAGCAAGGGGGAGAAUCAGGACUCUCUCCCAGAACCCAAGAAGGAAGCAGAGACCGCUGGACGACCUGCUCCCAAGAACCAAAACAACCCAAUCACCACAGACGAAACCCAAAUGGCCGUGGAACUUAUUUUCGCAGUUAUCAACGAAUUAUACUGCCUGUCAUCCGCCUGGAAUAUUCGUCGAACCCUGUUGAAUGCGGCAAAAUCUUACAUACUUCGUCCAGGGAAUCCUAGUCUUGAAACAAUCCGUAAUCUACUACAAGAAUCCAUGAUAGACAGCAAUACCUCCGAUGAAGCGAUCGGGCUAUAUCUCGUCAAACUUCGCGAGAACGCCCUACCAACCGAAGAGGAACUCCGCUCCUGGCCCGCAGACACAACCGAUACAGAAAAGGAGCGUUUACGGGAAACCGCUCGUCGCGUUCUUGUCCAGAAGGGACUCCCACAGGCAAUAACAGGCGUCAUGGGCGCUGCCGCUAGUCGAGAAGCUCUGGGGAAGGUAUUUGAUAGCCUCCAGGUUGAUGUUAUUGCCCGGGGCUUUGUAUUUUCCAUCCUUUUGCAAGCCCUAAAGGCUAUAGUGCUAUAG